Molecule: messenger RNA, 3918 nt
Organism: Ostrea edulis (European flat oyster)
Lineage: Eukaryota; Metazoa; Mollusca; Bivalvia; Ostreida; Ostreidae
Exons: 12
Coding region: 1010-3358 (782 amino acids)
Source: RefSeq, a predicted model, not a curated record
GAAUGUAUUCAACUGUACAUAUCAAAAGAUAGCUUGGGUAAAAAGAUGACCAUGCAUGCAAGGAUAGUACAGGUAUUAGAUCAUGGUGACCUACCAAAUUAGCACCACUUUUGACUUACUUUAAACAUCAGUAGUGGUGGGAUUUGAACCCACAAGUCUCCAUGAAAUAGAAAUAUUAGAUACAUGCAUUAUAGUUGACAUACUGGGUAGGGUGUUGGUAACAUGCAAUUAUGAGAUUAACAGGGGGUUGGAAAUAAUUUUAACCUCCCCCAUGCAGGCUAUACACACCAACAUUGAGCAUGCAAACAAUACAGAAAUGGAUGCAAUAUUGGGAGGGUUCGGGGAUAAACAAUGCAAAACUAAACCCUUUAACUGUAUUUGGUUGAGAUGACACUGCCUAGAAUAAGAUAUAGUUUAAGUAUAAACACUUUCCUUACGUAAAGUAUGUGCAACAGUGGGUCAAACCACGUGGAAUCGCGAUCGAAAACUUUGGUCGUUCUGCUACAUUAAAUGGGGAGCGACAUAUGCAAAAUUGCAUACCAAUACACAGAUCAGUCAUAUAUACACGGGAUGCGAUAAUAAAAUUUCGAUGUCGGUACAAGACAAUGUAAAUAUUGGAAGUCAAUUUUGACUACCUCCACGUGUUCAAAAUGUAAACAAUUUUCAGUCUGGUGAUUUCGAAGCUAUUUUCGUCUAAAUAAGUAAAAAGAAACGGGAAAUAAAAAGAAAAGAACUUAAGUCAACAAAACGAAAUAGUGAAAUAAGUUGUUCUAAAGUAAAAUGUGAGGGUUUAUGUAUUCUUUCUAGAGAUGAAAACUUACUUUGUCCGCCAUUUUAGAAUUGCGCAAUGUCAUACACCAAAUCAACCGGUGCCUGACCUCAAUGUAGAGAGUGCGCGAACGGAAUUGUGGAAAGGGGGACCAGACUAGCCUACAGCCAGGAUUUUGCUUUCAGCGCUGUGAGGUCACAUUCCUGUCUCUGCUCGUCUUGUGAAGGUUCCAAUUUUGAAAUGGCCGGUGAAAGAGUGAGGUAUUCGGAUGAAGAUUUAGAAUUAGAAGCGAAACUUCUAAAAGAUGCCGUGGAACGAGAACAUCACGUCCCUCAAAAUAUCGCCAUUAUUGGUCAGCAUGGGUGUGGCAAGUCGUCAUUCAUAAAUAAUGUCAUGACAAUCUUGCGUAGUGACGGUGAAUACCACGAGCGUGCGCUUGUUGGAAAUUUCGAACUGGAGGGACAGCAUGUCACUCGUCGAUUAACCAGAUAUACAAAAGAAAAAUAUUUGGACUCUAGCAUUGCGAUGAAAUAUAACUAUCCAGCCUUGUUGGAUAUGACAGGAUUUCAGAAUUCCAACGACGAGAAAAUAAAGGAAGUGUUGAAGUCCAUAUUUCAAGGCUGCAUUAAACAAGGAGCUAUAUUGAAUUUUGAAACAAGAAAUCAACAAUAUUUACCAGAAAAUUUCCAACAACUGUUGUCCGGAGAUGAAGAUAAUAUGAAAAUAGACAAGAUAAUAUUUGUCGCAUCUGCAACAUCGAGAGAAUUUCCAACAGAGCUUAUCAAAGCCGUCUUAUCACAAGCUUCAGGAGGAGAAAGGGAUAUGCCUGUAUUUGGAGUUCUGACGCAUGCCGAUAAGAUUGGAGAAAACGACGCAGAGUUUGCUGAAUUUGAGAAAAAGUUCAAAAGAUGUCUAGGAUUGUCUCACCUGCGAUAUCUGCUCUGUACCAAUUAUUGCGAAGAUGUUCCCAUGACAAAUAAGCAUGAUCCCGACAUUGAAGUUCCCAUGAUCAGGUUCAUGAGACAGGUGAUCGAUCCCGCUCGAGAAGUUUAUCAAGACAGGAUUUGCGAAACAACAGAGAGACUGAAGAACAUGAAGCUGAAGACAGUACUCAUUUACAUGCUACAGGGUUUGUUGAGUCUGAUAUGUCUCUGGUUGAUCAUGCUUCCACCCUAUGGAAUUCAGAGUUCAUGCGACAGCUACAAAAAUUCACAGAUUAACGGGUGCAAAUUAUCUAGCAUUGAUUUACUGUGUCAACUGAGCUCCGACGGAAGAAUCAUGGAAAAACCUUUCGUUGUUGUCCUUUUCUUAAUCUUUGUGUUUAUUCGCUUUGGUAUACGUUUAAUUGUUGAAUUUUACAUCACUACUUAUCCUGAACACGGUUUUCAUCUUAAUCAAAGUGUUCAAAAAAUCUACAGAAAUUUUUUUGAAUUUAUAAUUUCAACUUUUACGCACACAUAUCAACAUUUUACAGAAAUAGAGAAGAUGAUCGGACACAGUUUCAUCCUCGCAAUUGUGACUGUUCCAUUCGCUGAGUAUAUGUUGAGAGAGCACAACAACGCAUGUGAUGAAACAAAAACCAUUUACACCAGCAAUUAUAAUUGUUCCUGCGAUAGAAUACCUACAUCUCUACUAAAUAAUCUUGCAAAGACAAACUUUGCAUGUCAAACACUCACAGGCAUGAAUGACAAAGUCGGUCAAUUAAAUGCACAACUCACCGACCUAUCACACAACGUAUCCCACAUAGUUUCAGAGCACGAAAAGGAGAGAAAGAAAAGAGAGCACGCAGACAAAGUUAUAAACGAGUUGAUGAGUUUAACACAACAGUUUCACAAUGAAACCAGUGGUCAUGUGAAAAAUCUUGGAAAGGAAAUAAAAGAGAACUUAAAUACCACACAACAGCACUUUUCAUUUGUGGUGGAAAAGGUGCGGACCGAAAUGAUGAUUGAAACUGACACCACGAAGAGGAUCGUCAAGGAUGUUUCAACAGAUUUCCGGAUUCUUGCUGGCUCUGUGGUGAUGGUACUGAUGGCGUGUGUAGGGUUUUGUUUUUGCUUUUGCAAAGAGAAGCCGAAGAGUAUGCUACGAGCGCCUGUGGAUGAAAGUGAGCAUAACCGUCCAAAGUUAGAAAACACUGUUGCCGUUGUCAGUUUUGCACAAACCAAUGCAGACCUCCAUCUAACGGUAGCCAAAACUGUAACGGAGGAGUUUAAGUUUGAUCGCGUCAUUCUUGGUGGAGUACAAAAUAUAUCAAGCGUUAAACUAACUUCAAAGGUUGCCUUUGUCUUCGUCGAUAAAAAUGAAAGGAAUAUCAUUCUGGAAACAGAAGACGACAUCACACGGACUAGAUCCGAAUUUGUUCAAAACAUCAUCAAGGGAGGUAACACACAAGUAAUCGUCAUUUACUGUCAGGACGAAGCUUCUCAAGACCAAAGAAGACUGUGUAACGGUGACCUUGGCAACGUAAAAAACCACAAAACGCUCAGGCACCUAAAGCGACAGAACUGUGUACUCAGCAUCAAUACAAACUUUUCUGCAUAUCAAAGGGACUAUCUAAAAAUGUUUCUCAACGAAAACUUGAGCGAAUAACUACCACUCUAUAGUACUGUGAUGUCUACCCUUUCCCUUAUAAUACGAAUUUGAUUCAGUUGAAUAAAUAUAUGAUAAUGUUACAAUCAUUAUGUCAUUCAAAGAAAAUAGGUAUAGAUUGAGAUAUAGGGAUGUUGCUAAAACGCGGAACAUUAAACGGAGCGGAUAUUGUAUGUAUUAAAAAGACUUGAAUUAUUAUGAUUUAACCCCUUUCAUAGAAGUGAGAAUUACGGGUCUCUCGGCAGGCGUUGGCAGGUCAAAGAACCCUCAAAUGUUACGGCCUUGAGAGCUAAGCACAUGUUUAAAGUGUUAUUUCACUUAGUUUGUGACGUUUCAGUUUGAGUGAAAAUUUCUCGAGGGGACAUAGAAGAAACAAAUAAACAAUCGUAACUACAUAAUUGUUUUUAAUUGAUGUAUGCUGACUCACCGGUCGUAGGGUGACUACCCACUAAUCCGAAGCAGAGAUGGAUCAAGCCAUUUGGAAAAAAGAGGGAGAGUUCAGAAAUGAACUAGAUCAUAUCCAAUGAAUCGAUAAAAAUAAAUACGUGUAUCAUUCAAUG